AUAAUCCCCUGCUAACUCGUUGAUAUUAGUACUGCUAUAGUACUAUAUAAUACGUAUAUCAUAUGUGCUUCUCUCUUCUCUCAGGGGCAUCAUCGCGGUCAUUUCCAGCUAGCUAGCAACUCGCCAUCCAUAGGCCAUAGCCAUGGCAACCAAAUCGGCUCAAAGCACGGGGCCUUCCUUCUUCAACUUCCUAAAGGAAGGCCUCCUCCUCCCAACGCGCAACCGGAGGCUCUUCAUGGCGGUCUACGCCGUCGUCUUCGCCUCCACCACGCUGCUCCUCCUCAGCAGCGACGUCGUCAUCCAGCCCCUCGCCAACGAGAUCCAGCUCGACCUCAUGGCGCUGGACAGCGCCGACCCCGGCAGUCCGGACUUCGCCAAGCUCGUACAGGAGGUCCAGGAUGACACCAAGGAGCUCCUGCUCGUCGGCGCGGGGUACCUCGUGUUGGCGGUGGUCGUCAGCUCGGCCGUCCGGAUCCUCCUCCUCUUCGCCGCCGUCUCGACGUACUCCGACUCCGAGCCGGGUGCUACCUCCUUGUCCUUGGGCGCGCUCCUCGGGAAAGCCAGGGCGCAGCUCAAGGGACCUCUGCUGACGCUCGGCUUCGUCUACGUCCUGCAGAUCGUUUGCAUCGUGCUUGUGGCGUUCAUGGGGGUGCUUCUCGGCGUCCUCAUGUUCAUGUUGAGGCAUCACUUGAUAGUGCUCGUCGUGGCGUCGACUCCACUCCUCGCUGCGGCCAUCAUCUUCACCGUUUACUUCUCUUUCCUUUGCUCCUUGAGCAUCGUCGUGGCGGUGGCCGAGCCCGGCCGCCACGGCGCGGCGGCGUUAGGCGAAGCGUGGAGGUUGGCCAAGGGGAAGAGGAGGCAGAUCGUGCCGUACCUCGCCGCUACCGGUGCCCUGGCCGCCGUCUUAUCGCCGGUGCACACGCUCGCAAGGGCAUGCGCGGGUGAUAACAAGGUGGCGCUUGGGCUGCUCCUGGGUCUUGUGUACGCGGCUCUCAUGGCACUGGUGCAAUUGUUCGCCGUCUGCGCCAUGACAGCCUUCUACUAUGAGUGCAAAGAGAACAGCGACAACCAGCUGCGGGCGGCUACUGGAUACGCCAAGUUGUCAUCGGAAGAAGCAACCGCGGCUUGAUCAUUCUCCGAUUGGUUGCCAUGUAAUUAACUGCGACUUGUGGGGCAAGCCAGAUUGUUCUACUAUAUACUCUUUUUAAAGGUUUCAUUAAGAUACUACAUACGAAUGUAUAUAGACUUUUAGUGAAACCGUUAAAACUACUUACUCUGUAUAAUAAAACCACUAUAUAUAUGGAUGUAUAUACAUACGGAUGUAUAUAGUCUUACUUCUAGUGCAAUCGCUAAAACAUACUCCGUCCGUUCCUAAAUAUAAGUCUUUUUUUA
Hordeum vulgare subsp. vulgare (domesticated barley) is the source of this 1392-nucleotide messenger RNA. RefSeq lists its product as uncharacterized. The transcript has a single exon. Bases 143 to 1129 code for a protein of 328 amino acids. The record is from RefSeq and is a predicted model, not a curated record. NCBI's taxonomy places the organism in Eukaryota, Viridiplantae, Streptophyta, Magnoliopsida, Poales, Poaceae.